AUGAUGAUGACGAUGAAAUUUGAAGAAAUUGCUUAUAAGAAUUCUACGACGAAUGACUCGGUCAUCAAUCAAAUGGAUCUGCAAUUUUCUGAUUAUCGUCGAUUAUUGUCAUCGUUUGAUGAAGACACCCCAAUCAGCAACGAUUUCCAAGCUUUCACGAGUGUUCUAAUAUGCGCCUUCGGUAUGUUUGCUGGUAUUCUACAAUGGAAUAUUAUCUUUCAACGACACUUUCGAAAUAGUUUGUUUCCUGAAAAGAUUUUUAUCCACCUCUUCUUCGAUUCGUGUCAUCUAACUAAUAUAAUCGCGACUCAUACCGUUAUUCUCUUCGUUUAUACAACACAAACGAAUGAUCUGCCUCCGUAUUGUCCACUUUCAACAUUCUUCUUUUCUUUGGCGUCGUUUGGCUCGGUGAUGUACCUGUCUCGGGGUGCUUUCUGGCGUCAUAUGAAUGUGUAUCACAAAGAAUUCUAUUGUCGAUAUGCGCGCCAUCGGGUUUCAGCACAUCGGAUUAUUCUAAUUGCAUCAACAAGUUGGUUAAUUGUAAAUUUUCCGAAACUCAACUUUAAUGGCAACUCUUAA
Messenger RNA from Adineta ricciae, 579 nucleotides. The record is from the annotation of a GenBank genome assembly. Lineage: Eukaryota; Metazoa; Rotifera; Eurotatoria; Adinetida; Adinetidae.